Messenger RNA from Bufo bufo (common toad), 3487 nucleotides. RefSeq names its product fibroblast growth factor receptor 4 (gene FGFR4). The transcript has 18 exons. Gene Ontology annotation, cellular component: signaling receptor complex; membrane. NCBI's taxonomy places the organism in Eukaryota, Metazoa, Chordata, Amphibia, Anura, Bufonidae. Gene Ontology annotation, biological process: protein phosphorylation; positive regulation of ERK1 and ERK2 cascade; multicellular organism development. The record is from RefSeq and is a predicted model, not a curated record. Bases 275 to 2701 code for a protein of 808 amino acids. Gene Ontology annotation, molecular function: fibroblast growth factor receptor activity; ATP binding; fibroblast growth factor binding.
GGGUCGGAUGUGUUACCGCAGGCAGCGGCGACCUGCAUGGACACUGAGGCGGGCUGCGUUCACACUACUGGAUUGCACUUUGGGGACGGAGGCGCAGGAUUUUUGCCGCACUGGAGCCGCAUACUGGGGACUGUCCUUUGAAGGAUUUAUGGUGGCUGCUCCCACACUUGGCAUGGAUGGGGAGACCCUAUAAGUGAGCUGCUGCUGCUAUCAGCCUAUCCACCCUUCAUUGGAGCAUACGUGUCCUGUCAAGACUAUUUAUAAAGUCAGUACCAUGCAGUGCUUUAGAGGGUGUCUGAUUUGUCUUCUGGCCUUCAUCACCAUAACAUCAUGCAGACCAGCAACUCCAGAGGGAGAACGUUUGAAAGCAGAGUCAACCCCUAAGCUUGAAGAACAUCUCCUUCUUCUUGAUCCCGGAAACCGUUUACGUCUUUCCUGUGACUCCAAUUAUAGUAGCAAUAUUAACUGGUAUAGAGAACAAGACCGCCUGCAGGCAGGAGGGAAAAUUCGUUUAGCAGGCCAUGUUUUGGAAAUGACAGAUGUAACCUACGAAGACUCGGGACUGUAUUUAUGUGUGGUCCGGGGUACUGGCCAGAUCCUGCGACGGUUCUCAAUAUCUAUAGUUGAUUCUGCAGCAUCUGGGGAUGAAGAUGAUGAGGAUGGCCGCAGGGAGGAUUUUCAGGGGGAUCUGAGUGAGAAGCCUGUUUAUAUCUACCAAGCGCCAUAUUGGACCCAUCCACGUCGUAUGGAGAAAAAGUUGUACGCCUUACCUGCUGGAAAUACGGUGAAGUUUCGCUGUGCAGCUGGCGGCAGUCCCCUGCCAACCAUUCGAUGGCUGAAAAAUGGCAAAGAAUUCAGAGGGGAGCAUCGUAUAGGGGGUAUUCAGCUAAGGCACCAGCAUUGGAGUCUGGUCAUGGAGAGCGUGGUCCCUUCAGACCGUGGCAACUACACUUGUGUGGUGGAGAACAAGAUGGGCAGCAUCAGCUAUACAUACAUCUUGGAUGUGCUUGAGAGGUCCUCACAUCGACCUAUCUUGCAAGCCGGACUCCCAGCAAAUACGACAGCUCGUGUGGGCAGUGAUGUGGAGUUCCUGUGUAAGGUGUACAGCGAUGCUCAACCACACAUCCAGUGGCUCAAGCACAUUGAACUGAAUGGAAGCCGCUUUGGCCCCGAUGACGCACCCUAUGUACAAGUACUUAAGACUGCAGAUAUCAACACUUCAGAAGUAGAGGUGCUUCAUCUGCGGAAUAUCACAAUGGAAGAUUCAGGCGAAUAUACAUGUCUGGCAGGGAAUUCAAUUGGCCUCUCUUAUCAGUCUGCUUGGCUGACUGUUCUGCCUAAUGAAGACCUCUUAGAGGAGGCAGAGCCUGCUGAGUCCAGAUAUAUGGAUAUAAUUAUAUAUACUUCCGGAUUCUUUGCUGUGGCAAUGGCUGUUGUAAUUGUAAUUCUUUGCCGUAUGCAAACGUCUCACAGCAAGCAAACCCUACAGCCUCCAACUGUGCAUAAGCUUACAAAGUUCCCUCUCAUACGACAGUUUUCCCUGGAGUCAAGUUCCUCCGGAAAGUCCACUGCCCCUUUGAUCCGCAUCACACGCUUGUCUUCUAGCUGCACACCUAUGCUCCCUGGUGUAAUGGAGGUGGAGCUGCCUCUAGAUGCCAAAUGGGAGUUCGCCAGAGACAGGCUUAUUUUAGGGAAACCUUUAGGAGAGGGCUGUUUCGGACAAGUAGUGAGAGCUGAGGCUUAUGGGAUUGACAAAGAUCGCCCUGAAAAACCUGUAACCGUAGCUGUAAAGAUGCUUAAAGAUAACGGCAAUGACAAAGACUUGUCUGAUCUCAUCUCUGAGAUGGAGUUGAUGAAAGUUAUUGGAAAGCAUAAGAAUAUAAUCAACCUGCUUGGUGUGUGUACUCAAGAAGGUCCUCUCUUUGUUGUUGUGGAGUAUGCCUCUAAGGGAAACUUGCGCGAGUUCCUGCGUGCCCGACGGCCUCCUACACCAGAAGAUGCUUUUGAUGUAACCAAGGUGCCUGAAGAGCUGUUGUCCUUUAAGGAUCUUGUGUCCUGUGCUUAUCAAGUUGCCCGUGGCAUGGAAUACCUAGAAUCCAAAAAGUGCAUACACCGAGACUUGGCAGCCAGAAAUGUCUUAGUAGCUGAAGAUAAUGUUAUGAAGAUUGCUGACUUUGGACUUGCUCGAGGUGUUCAUGAUAUUGAUUACUACAAAAAGACUAGCAAUGGUCGACUUCCUGUAAAGUGGAUGGCACCAGAAGCCCUGUUUGACCGUGUCUAUACCCAUCAGAGUGACAUAUGGUCAUUUGGAAUUUUAACUUGGGAGAUAUUUACUCUUGGGGGUUCUCCCUAUCCUGGUAUUCCAGUGGAAGAGCUGUUUAAACUGUUACGAGAAGGACACAGAAUGGAUAAACCGUCAAAUUGUACUCAUGAACUGUACAUGUUGAUGAGAGAGUGCUGGCAUGCUGUCCCAUCACAACGACCGACAUUCAAGCAGUUAGUAGAACAUCUUGACCGAAUUCUUACAGCUGUGUCAGAGGAGUAUUUGGACCUAUCAAUGCCCUUUGAACAGUAUUCUCCCUCCUGUGAAGACACUGCAAGCACAUGUUCCUCUUCUGACUCGGUGUUCACCCAUGAUCCUGUCCAAACUCCUUCCUACGUCUUCAGUUAUCACAAUGUUCAUUCUCAUAUGGGGACCUGAAAAAGUUAUGGGGUAGUAUGGACAUUAUAAAUACUACACAUACCCUCCCUAGGAUCCUAAUUUAUUCAAGAGACGUCAACCAUGUCUAGUUUUGUAGACACUGGUGAAACCCUGUGCUGCUUUUCUGUUAUGCUUGGGAGAAAAAACAAUAAGUUGGUGCUGCCCUCAAGCCACCGGUAUUCAGGAUUCAAAGCACUGUGAGCCCCUGACUGGCUCUGUCAAGCCAUGUCUGCGAAUAUGUAGUAUAACGCCAUGUUGUGGAUGUGAAGGACUACCAUUAGCCGGGAUGCCUUUCCCAGUCGUGUUCCAAGGACAUCGGAAGCUACUGGAAAGCACUGUGCUGCUGGGAACAUAGCUUUACCUGCCUGUUAAGAUUCUCUGCAUUUGUAAUGCCAAGCUGCAAUCUGGAAUUACAAGUGGCCCUAAAGUGCCUGGAGUUUUUACAGUUCUAGAGCUUGUACAUAUUUUCUAAUAGAAAUAUAUUUAUGUCCGGUUUCUGUUUUAAUGCUUUAUAAUAGGUCAUCUUAAACAUUUCGUUGAAGUGAGGACCUGAAGUCUUAUUUCAGUAUUUGUGUUAAUGGUUUUUCUCCUAGAAGCCAUAUAAUUUAUCUCGCUGGUAUUUUUAUAUUAACAUCCUUUGGACUCUAAAGAAUUCUUACAGUCAGAAUACUUUUAUACACUAGAUAUAUUUAAAACAGAAUAUGCUCUUUUGCCGUUUACCAAAAGUUUCAAGUUGAUUUAUUUUAUAUAUUGUAAAAAAAAGUUACUUUUAAUAUAAAGAUUUAA